Messenger RNA from Pneumocystis carinii B80, 1325 nucleotides. RefSeq lists its product as hypothetical. NCBI's taxonomy places the organism in Eukaryota, Fungi, Ascomycota, Pneumocystomycetes, Pneumocystales, Pneumocystaceae. Gene Ontology annotation, cellular component: membrane. The coding region runs from base 47 to 1279 and encodes 410 amino acids. Gene Ontology annotation, molecular function: ceramide glucosyltransferase activity. The record is from RefSeq and is a predicted model, not a curated record. Gene Ontology annotation, biological process: glucosylceramide biosynthetic process. The transcript is spliced from 3 exons.
GGUCUUUUUUCCGGGUUAAAAAAGCGAGAAAUAUUGAUUAAACAAAAUGGUAUUUUUAGAGAUAUUUGCAUGGGCAGUUUUGACAUGGUAUGUCUUUGUUAUCUCUCUUAUUAUAUUUGGAUGGAUUACUAUUUGGUUUAUUAAGUCGAAAAAUAGGAUCCAUGAUGAGAAGGAUUUAACGGAGGCAUUGCCGGGGGUAUCUAUUCUUAGACCUCUUAAGGGACUAGAUCCUCGUUUGUAUGAAUGCCUGGAGUCUACGUUUGUGCAGAAAUACCCUAAAUUUGAGAUUAUAUUGUCUGUAGCAGAUGAGACGGAUCCAGCGGUCUUAGUAGCCAAAGAAGUGAUAAAGAAGUAUUCUAAAGUUGAUGCGAGAAUUAUUAUUGGCGACGAAAGGAUUGGACAAAAUCCGAAGAUUAAUAAUCUAAUACGUUCUGAACGGGAAGCAAAAUAUGAUAUUCUUUGGAUUCUGGAUAGUAAUAUAUGGAUAUCACAAGGAUGUAUUAAACGGAGUGUUAAAUCGUUGAUGACGCCAGGAGUUCAGCUGGUACAUCAUUUACCAGUAUGUAUUGCAUCGUCAUCACGACCAUCAGUGGGGUCAUGUUUAGACGAGAUGUUUUUAUCUACGUUUCAUGCAAGAAUGUAUUCAGCAAUUAAUCGUAUUGCGGUUACACCAUGUGUUAUAGGUAAAAGCAAUUUAUUUAGGCGAAUAUCCUUGUUAUCUCGAGCACCUAAGGGUUUAAAAGAGUUUUCAAACUAUAUAGCUGAAGAUCAUUUGAUUGCUACAACAUUGUGGACAAGACGAAAAAGUCAUUUUAUGGCGGCAGAAUAUGUAUGGCAUCCGGUUGAUAAUAUUAGGAUUAGUGAUUAUAUUACAAGACGUAUACGAUGGAUACGCCUUCGAAAAUAUGUAGUCACUGUACCCACGUUGGUUGAACCAUUUACUGAGAGUAUAUUAUCCGGUUUUUUGGGAGUUUGGUCGAUUUCUAUUUUAAGUAACUUUAGACAUGCUUAUAUAUUAUGGAUCAUUCAUAUGUUUGUUUGGAUGGUUAUGGAUUAUACACAAUUUAAUAUUUUACGCUCUUCUCUACCUAGCGAAAUUAAGGAUGAUUCCAAUUUGACACCAUGUUGCUAUAAUUUCUUUCAUUGGAUUUGUAUUUGGGUUUUACGGGAAAUAUUGGCGUUUCCAAUUUGGGUUAUAGGUAUUUCUGGUUCACAGAUUUAUUGGAGAAAUCAGACGUUUACACUUCGUUCUGACAUGACUGCACAAAUAGUAUAUUAAAAAACUUGGUUUUAAUAAAGUAAAAAGGUUUUAAUAUUUUUUGUAU